Messenger RNA from Cynara cardunculus var. scolymus (artichoke), 1314 nucleotides. RefSeq lists its product as uncharacterized. The record is from RefSeq and is a predicted model, not a curated record. Lineage: Eukaryota; Viridiplantae; Streptophyta; Magnoliopsida; Asterales; Asteraceae. The coding region runs from base 1 to 1314 and encodes 437 amino acids. The transcript is spliced from 2 exons.
AUGGGAGACAACCAACCCCUCACCCGAGCCGAUUUUGACGACCUUACCGCGGCUCUCACCACGGCUCUAACCAAYGCCUUCACCAACUCACAAGACACCCUUAUCAAUCGAAUCAGUACUCUCAUCAACAGGCGUCCGGUAAGAGACAGACACCCCGAUCGUAGACCACCACCCCGUCAUCAACUAGCCCCUAGCGUUCACUCUAGUUYCGAAUCAGAACCUGAGGAGGAAGAGCGACCACCUCGCAACGAUCCAGACUACCGAAUGAARGCCGACAUCCCUUACUUCCAUGGAAACGUAGGCGUCGAAGACUUCCUCGAUUGGCAAAUCGAGGUUGACCGUUUCUUUGAAAUCAUGGAAAUCCCAGASCAUAAGCAAGUCAAGAUGGUGGCUUUCCGCUUAAAAAACACCGCCGCCGUUUGGUGGGAUCGUUUAACCACCCAACGACAACGACAACACAAGGGCCCGGUUCGUUCAUGGAGACGAAUGAARCAAUUAAUGUCAGAUCGUUUUCUACCGGAGGAUUACGAACARAUUCUCUACCGAAUGUACUUGGAUUGUUCCCAAGGUUCCAGAUCCGUGUCCGAAUACACAACGGAGUUUAUYCGUUACUCCGAUCGAAAYGAGGUAGGCGAAACGGAGGGUCAAAGAGUCGCACGCUACAUCAACGGUUUGAAGCCUUCCAUCCAAGAAAAAAUCGGACUCCAAACCGCGUGGACCAUCUCUGAAGCUUCCAAUUUGGCCAUAAAAGCCGACAACCGGAGAACCACCGAGCUUGUGAACGAAGAAGAAUACGACGACGAAGAAAAAGAGUACGAAGGCGCUGAUUUUGCAGAAGAAGAUUUCGAGGAAGAAAAAGUCAAUAUCGUACUCCAACGAGUUCUUCUCUCCCCAAAAGAAGACGGUCAACGAAAAAACCUCUUCCGGUCUUAUUGCUCGAUCAACAAAAAGAUUUGCAAUGUGAUCAUAGACAAUGGUAGUUGCGAAAACUUGGUGGCUCAAAAGCUUGUCAAUCACUUAGGUCUACCGACUCAACCUCACGAAUCGCCGUAUGCACUUGGAUGGGUCAAGAAAGGGCCGCAAGCACGAGUGACUCAAGUUUGCAAGGUUCCUCUUUCUAUUGGCAAAUACUACAAAGAAGUACUUUGUGAUGUUUUGGAUAUGGAUGCAUGCCACAUAUUACUCGGACGACCAUGGCAAUACGACAACAACGUUACUCACAAGGGAAGAGACAACGUGAUGCUAUUCCAAUGGGGCGAUCGAAAAAUUGCCACAGCACCCGUUGCCCGAUUUGAUAAAGUCCCGGAAAAGUAA